Molecule: messenger RNA, 2882 nt
Organism: Coccinella septempunctata (seven-spotted ladybird)
Lineage: Eukaryota; Metazoa; Arthropoda; Insecta; Coleoptera; Coccinellidae
Product: UDP-glycosyltransferase UGT5-like
Exons: 5
Coding region: 709-2400 (563 amino acids)
Molecular function (GO): UDP-glycosyltransferase activity
Source: RefSeq, a predicted model, not a curated record
AAUGAUUUCCUGAGAUGCAGAAUUGAAAGUACAAAGUUAAUGCUUUUCAACUAAAUUUCUAAAACGUCUGGUUCGGCAGCUAUGGAAGCUUAGCGCACUAUUGCAGGACCCUGUAUACAAGGAGAUAUAGGAGAAUGUUGAAUUUACCUCACGUUCAUCAUUACUUAUGCAUUCGAUUUAGUUUGGGUUGUCUGUCCUUUGAAACAGUAUUAUGGAUGUGGACGACUUAAAAGGUACACUCUGAUCUAUCCAAAACAAGUAACAAAUCAGUCCGUUAUGGAUUCACGUCAUUACCCCUUCCCCUUCCAAAACGAACAAUCAGCAAGGAAACCUUUGGCUACAGGAGGAUUACCUCAUCGAAAAUGUUUUGAUCAUAAGGAUCAUCGAACUCGUCCAACCCAUAUAUAUUCUGAAUAUAAAGGACGGAAACUUGUGUACUCACAUAGCUCGAGUCCUUAUUUACAUGAUAUUGCUCGAAUAAUAAUUACUGACGUACAAAUGACAAUAAACAGGAUGAGAAAUCUCCACCGCCAUUACUCAUUUUUUCCGAGGAAUGCAAAAAUGGUCAACUGAAAAUAUGCGUCGAUAACCACCCAUCCUCUUAUCGUUGAGGAAAAGAGGAAAAAUCAUUCCAACUGUUACGAUACCACAAUCGAAUACGGUUCUGUUUUCUCAUAGUUCGAAUUUAGUGGACAGUACGAAGUGGAUAUGUUAUACGUACAUCGAAGUUUGGCGUUGUGCGUGUUUUUCGGAAUCGUUAACAGUGCCAGAAUUUUAGGGGUGUUUUAUUCCCCUGGAUUCAGCCAUUUUAUAGCUGGGAGUACGCUGAUGAGUGUACUGGCUGAGAGAGGACAUAAUGUAACAGUUGUAAGUCCAUUUUCAAGAGAAGCAAGUUCGGAAAACUAUGAGGAAAUUUAUUUGGACGGACUUUUCAACAAAUCUUGGAGUCGAUCCGCAAGUUUGUUCAAAAAGCGACAGAACCCAUUCCUCCUAGCCUUGAUAGCGAACAAGCUUUCCGCUCCUUUUUUGACUAAAUUCAUGUCGCAUCCGAAAUUUCAAGAACUCAUCAAUGGAAAUCGAACAUUCGACUUGGUAAUCGUGGAACAGUUUGCCUGCGAGGCACUGUUCUACCUGGGCACGCACUUCAAAGCUCCCCUGAUAGGUUUCAGCACAAUUGACGCUAGUCAGUGGACUAACAGAUACGUCGGCAAUCCCACUUUUCCUGCCUAUAUCCCUGAUAUAUUGCUCCCUUUCGAUAAGAUGACUUAUUGGCAACGGAUGCAGAAUACAUUGAUCUAUUUGCUGCAAGAAGUUUUGUUUCAUUAUCAGAGGAUUCCAGCCCAACAGCAGAUUCUGGAAGACAACUUUCCAGCAGCUCCUAGACUGGAGGAUUUUAUGUACAAUAUAUCCUUGACUUUCCUCAAUGCUGAUCUGAGUUUUCAUAAUUCCAUCCCCAAAGUUCCCAGUAUGAUAGACAUCGGAGGGUUCCAUAUAAAUCCUCCAAAAGCCCUACCACAAGACCUUCAGGAAGUACUGGACAAUUCGACAAAUGGGGUUAUAUAUUUCAGCAUGGGUACUUCAGUCAGAAGCAAGGAUAUGCCAGAAGAGCAGUUGAAUGCAUUCAUGGAGGUAUUUUCGAAACUAAAAGAAACUGUUUUGUGGAAAUGGGAGAAUGAGAGCUUGCCUAGAAAUCUCAAAAAUGUUAUAACGAGGAAAUGGUUUCCUCAACAGGAUAUACUGCGACAUAAAAAUGUAAAAAUGUUCAUUACACAUGGGGGUCUCUUCAGUAUGAUGGAAUCUUUGAAUAGUGGCAUACCCAUGCUAACCAUCCCGAUUAAAGCAGACCAGUUCUUAAAUUCUGCAAGAGCUGAACGAGGUGGCUAUGCAAAAUCGAUCGAUUUUCUUGAAAUUUCAGAAUCCACUCUUACCCUAGCAAUAAAAGAGUUACUGGAGAUACCAAGGUACAAACAGAAUGCAGAAUGGAGGUCGUACAUUAUGAAUUUGAAACCUAGAAGUCCCAGAGAAACAUUAAUAUUUUGGACGGAAUAUGUUAUUAAAUUUCGGGGAGCGCCACAUUUACGAGUGUCAUCUUUGGACAUUCCAUGGUAUCAAUAUAUGCUACUGGAUGUCUUACCUCUCAUAGUUCUACCACCAUGCAUAUUUCUGAUAGUGGUCAUACUACUGUCAUUUUACCUCGUCAAACUGAUCGUCCGAUUCUGUUGUGGUGAAUGUGACUCAGGAGGGAAUGUAGUGGAAAGGAUACGUAACCGUUGGAAAAUUUUGCUAAGAUCGAAUAAUGAUGCGGAAAAACCUGCAGAGGAAGCACUUCAACUACUCAAAAACAACAGGGAUAACCAUUGUGAGCAACAGAAAAGUGUCACAUUGGAGACAGAUCAUUGAGUUAUCUCCAUUGAAGAUAAUCAAGAUCUCAAUGUAUGAUUUAUUGCUAAUAUGAAUCAAUGGAUGAAACAAAGUAUCUCUCGACUGUUAUGAAGCUACAGUAGGGGAAGUUGGGGAAGAAUUAGAAUAAAGAUAUCGAAUAUUAAAUAUAACAGACGUUAAUUUUUCAUGUUUUUGAUCCAAGUCUCCCCAAAGUUGAAUAUAAAAAAUCAUCAUAUCACUUAAGAUAUUAUUGAGAUAGUUAAGAUAACUGACGGAGCUUUCAGAGAAUUAGAAGCUCUACUAUAAGUAGAGAUUUAAUUAUAUUUGGAAAAAAUAAUUUUCCACUGUUUUCAAUUAGAAAGGAGGUCAUUCUUCAAGUUAAAAAUAAUAAAUCUUUCUUUUUUCCCGAACAAUUAAUUGAGAUCGAAUGUUAUUAAAAAAUAUUCAGCUUGACUCGAAUAGACUGAUCAGAUGUACUAUAAUUAUAAUUUUAAUCUCUC